AUGUCUGAAUGUAGCUAUGAAGGAGUGAGGCACAAUGCCUUUGUCAGAGUGUCAGUUAUUUUGCUUGUGCUUCAUUCAGAGACACUAAAAUGUCAGCAUACCACAGAUCACAGAAAGGUUCCCCAUAGGGUGGUUCCACACCAGGAGACCAGAGCGGAUCAAGGAAAUGUUCCUGGCUCAUGGGGAGCUUGGGGUCCAUGGACCAGCUGCUCUCGGACUUGUGCAAAAGGGGUCCAGGAGCAAAGCAGGCCCUGUCUGCGUGUGUUCCCACAUGAAUAUCCCUCCACCAGAACUAGAGCAAAUCCACAGCAACCCGGUCAUGUCAUCAGCCCUGCAAACUACAACCCAUUUGCGCCACGGCGACAGCAGCUCCCAGGGAGAGCUGAGGAAGCACAGAGUUUCCCAAUCAAGAGCACACAGCCAGAAGGAGCUGGACCAGGACCUCAGGCAGAAAACAACCAGGAAAUACAGCCAGGAAAUCCACAACCAGAGAGACCUUAUGACCCUUUACCUGUGUCCUUCUGCAAUGGAGAGCAUGCUCGCUACAAGAUCUGUACCAAUAGUGCCUGUCUUCCAUCGAGCAGAACAUUCAGAGCUGUCCAGUGUUCUUCUUACAACAGCAAGCCUUUCAUGGGCAGACUGUAUGAGUGGGAGCCUUUUAAUGAAGCACCUGUCGAACAGCAGUGUGAACUCCAUUGCCGUGCCGUUGGCUUCAGGUUCUACGUGCGACUGUCAAAGGCAGUGACUGAUGGCACACCAUGUGUACAAAAUCAUUCUACUGUGUGUGUGGCAGGAAAGUGCAUGAGUCCAGGCUGUGAUGAGUAUCUUGGAUCUGGAAAGUCCCUUGACAGAUGUGGGGUUUGUGGAGGUGAUAACACCACUUGUAGACUGGUCUCUGGAGUGUUCAAACAUAGUCUGUCAAAGAUGGGCUACCAUAAAAUAGUAGAAAUCCCAGAAGGAGCCACCAAGAUCAACAUCACAGAGAUGGCAAAGAGCCGAAACUACCUCGCUCUUCGAAGUAGAUCCGGGCGAUCCAUUAUUAAUGGAAAUUGGGCCAUCGACCGACCAGGAAAGUAUGAAGGAGGUGGAACCAUGUUUACUUACCGUAGACCCAAUGAAAUCAGUAGCACCACAGGAGAGUCCUUUGUGGCAGAGGGACCCACCAAUGAAAUUUUGGAUGUUUAUAUGAUUUUUCAGCAGCUAAACCCUGGAGUUCUUUAUGAAUACAUUCUUCCCUUUGAGAAAACAGAUCCACGGUCUAACAACAAACAAGAAGGCAAUGGUUUGAAUAGAGAGGGUGGAUUCAGCCACCAUAACAAUGUUUUUCCGCACAGCAGAGAGGGUGAAGAAAUAGGAAGGUAUUCUCCACGUCUCCCUGACAACCAGGUAACUGCUGUUCUGCCACCAAGACAGGACAGAGAGUACAGCUGGAAACUGGCUGGUUCUACAGAGUGCAGUGCCUCCUGUGGGAAAGGUUUUCGAUACUCUGUCUUUCACUGUGUCCACCACCGAAAGAACCUUCAUGUAUCUGAUACUUUAUGUGACACCAGCCACAAGCCUAGUGCACAAGAAGAGGCCUGUAACUUGCAGCCCUGCCCAGCAUUCUGGGAUAUUGGGGAAUGGUCAGAAUGCAGCAAGACCUGUGGCCUUGGUAUGCAGCAAAGACAAAUCCUUUGUCGGCAAGUAUAUGCCAACCACACUCUCAAUGUGCACAUGAGCCGCUGUCAACACCUGGAGCGCCCAGAAACAACAAGCACCUGCCAGAUGAAGAUCUGCAGUGAGUGGCAGAUACGCUCAGCAUGGUCUCCUUGCUCAGUUCCAUGUGGGCUGGGACAGAGAACUCGGGAGGUGCACUGUGUCAGCAAUGUGGGAGACAUUGUACCAGAUGAUGAGUGCAACAUGCACCUGCGGCCUGUUCAUGUGGAGAACUGUGAUUCAGGACCCUGUGCCAAGAGCUGGUUCUAUACUGAGUGGGGAAACCGGUGCUCAGCUGAAUGUGGGAUGGGAGUACGUACCAGGGGAGUGCUCUGCCUGACCAACCACAUUACCAGUCUUCCUCUGGAGGGCUGUGGCAGCGAGCGACCCCCAGAUUCUCAGGUGUGCAACAAUGGGCCAUGUGAGAAUGGCUUUGAAUGGUUCACUGGCCCCUGGAGUCAGUGUUCUGUAGAGUGUGGCACAGGUAGCCAGCAGAGGUCAGUGGUGUGCCUUAUGAAGUCAGAUGAAGGAUUCACUAUCGUGCCUCCUUACGAAUGCUCCUCUUUGGAGCGACCGCUGAGCCAGCAGAGCUGUAAACUUAAAGCGUGUGGGGCCAAAUGGUACCACACUGACUGGAGUUCAUGUUCAAAAACGUGUGAGGGAGGUUUCCGAGUGCGUGAAGUCCGCUGUUUGUCUGAUGGCAUGCUCUCCAGUGAAAAGUGUGAUGAAACCAUUAAACCAGAAGUUAAAGAGGACUGUAACCCUGAGCCCUGUAUACCUCACAAAGAUGAUAAGUGCAGGGACAAGUAUUUCAACUGCAACGUGGUGGUCCAAGCUCGCCUUUGUGUGUAUGAUUACUACAAGACUACAUGCUGUGCAUCUUGUUCAAGAGUGGCUCACAGACUAUCGCAUCACAAGAGCCGUAGCUAGCCAGCUCUAACAGAGGCCUCAAACUUAAUGGAAAAUACACUGCUGGCACUCCAGAGUGGGUUGCCUAUUGUGGACAGUGGUUUCUGUGCUCAUUGUGGAAACUGUAGAAAUAUUGACCACAUGAUGACGUGGCUGUCAAACACAGAAUAAGCGGGACUAUUCAAGAGCAUAGCAUAGAGAAAAACUAAAUGCU
Messenger RNA from Boleophthalmus pectinirostris (great blue-spotted mudskipper), 2818 nucleotides. Its product is annotated as thrombospondin type-1 domain-containing protein 4. Lineage: Eukaryota; Metazoa; Chordata; Actinopteri; Gobiiformes; Gobiidae. The record is from RefSeq and is a predicted model, not a curated record. The transcript has 17 exons. Gene Ontology annotation, molecular function: metalloendopeptidase activity. Gene Ontology annotation, biological process: extracellular matrix organization. The coding region runs from base 1 to 2625 and encodes 874 amino acids. Gene Ontology annotation, cellular component: extracellular matrix.